Saccharomyces eubayanus is the source of this 2184-nucleotide messenger RNA. RefSeq names its product mRNA-binding ribosome synthesis protein NOC2 (gene NOC2). Gene Ontology annotation, cellular component: nucleoplasm; nucleolus; Noc2p-Noc3p complex. The record is from RefSeq and is a predicted model, not a curated record. The coding region runs from base 1 to 2184 and encodes 727 amino acids. Lineage: Eukaryota; Fungi; Ascomycota; Saccharomycetes; Saccharomycetales; Saccharomycetaceae. The transcript has a single exon. Gene Ontology annotation, biological process: ribosomal large subunit biogenesis.
AUGCCAAUUUUUGGGCAAAGAAUUAGAUCUACGAAGCCAGCAAUAAACCGAGUAGAGAUGGGUAAAGUUUCUAAAUCAACGAAAAAGUUUCAAUCGAAACAUUUGAAGCACACCCUCGACCAAAGAAAGAAGGAAAAGAACCAAAAGAAGAGAAUCCAAGGUCGUCGUGGUAAUAAGACUGAUGAAGAAAAAGCCAAUGCUGCUGGUACUAAAGAAUUCCAACAGUUGAAAAAAGCUUCUAAGGAGGAAGUUUUCAAAGACAUGUCUGUGGAAAACUUCUUUGAAAAGGGUAUUGAAAUUCCAAAAGAGAAUAAAAAAUUGAAAAAGAAACAGACUGCCAAGGAUGAAUCUGAUGAGGACUCAUCUUCCGAGGAAGAAGAGGACAUGGGACAAAGCAUGGCAAAGCUGGCUGAAAAGGAUCCAGAGUUUUACAAGUAUUUGGAAGAAAAUGAUAAGGAUUUGCUGGAUUUUGGAGGAAGCAAUCCAUUGGAUGGAAUUAACGGUGAAGAUGAAGAUGCUGAAGCUGGCAAGAAAAUCACUGAAACAUCUGAACAAGUUGAGCAUGUAAAAGAGAAGGUUGCGCUUUCUUUGAAGUUGGUUAAACAAUGGAAAACACAAUUACAUGAUUCGCCAAACUUGAAGCUAUUGAGGAACAUUGUCAGUGCUUUCAAGGUGGCUGUAAAUUUGAAUAAAGAAGAAAACAUUGAAGACUACAAGUACGCAAUUACCGAUGAAAAGGCAUUUCACGAACUGAUGUUUAUGGUCUUGAAGGAUGUACCACAGGCAAUUCAGAAAAUGGCCCCAUACAAGAUUGUUAAAGGUUCAAGAACUUUACCAAAUGGAGGUACCGUUUCAAAAAUGUCGUCCAUUGUCAAAUCGCAUGCUGGUUCUCUAUUGAUCUUAUUGAACGAUAUUACCAAUACCGAGACUGCUGCUUUAAUUUUGCAUUCUGUCAAUGAAUUGAUGCCUUACCUUUUAUCAUAUAGAAGGAUCUUAAAGGAACUUAUCAAAUCAAUUGUUGAUGUAUGGUCGACAACGAGAGAAUUGGAAACACAGAUUGCUUCUUUUGCCUUCUUGAUAAACACCACCAAGGAAUUCAAGAAAUCCAUGCUAGAAACAACUUUGAAAACCACUUACUCUACUUUCAUUAAAAGUUGUCGUAAAACAAAUAUGCGUUCUAUGCCUUUGAUUAAUUUCCAAAAAAAUUCAGCUGCUGAACUGUUCGGUAUUGAUGAAGUCGUCGGUUACCAAAUCGGGUUUGAAUAUAUUAGACAGUUGGCCAUCCAUUUAAGAAACACUAUGAACGCAACGACUAAACAAUCAAGCAAAGUUAACUCUGCUGAAGCUUACAAAAUUGUAUACAACUGGCAAUUUUGUCAUUCCUUAGAUUUCUGGUCUCGCGUUUUAUCAUUUGCAUGUCAACCAGAAAAGGAAAAUGGCCGUGAAUCUCCACUGAGACAGUUGAUUUAUCCAUUGGUUCAAGUUACUUUAGGUGUAAUCAGACUAAUUCCAACGCCUCAAUUUUUCCCAUUAAGAUUUUACCUGAUUAAAUCACUAAUUAGACUUUCUCAAAAUAGUGGCGUAUUCAUUCCAAUAUACCCUCUUCUUUCUGAAAUUUUAACCUCAACUGCUUUCACUAAGGCACCUAAGAAAAGUGUCAACCUGGCCGCUUUUGACUUUGAUCACAAUAUCAAAUGUACACAAGCUUACCUAAACACUAGAGUAUACCAAGAAGGUUUAUCUGAACAAUUUGCGGACUUAUUAGGUGAUUAUUUUGCUCUAUAUUGUAAAAACAUCGCAUUUCCCGAACUUGUGACACCAGUGAUUAUCUCCUUGCGUCGUUAUAUCAAGACUUCGAUUAACAUCAAAUUCAACAAACGUUUAUCAAACAUCGUCGAAAAAUUAAACCAAAAUAGCGCAUUUAUUCAAGACAAGAGAUCUGACGUUGAAUUUGGGCCAAACAACAAAUCCGAAGUUUCAAGAUUCUUGAACGAUGUAGCUUGGGAGAAAACGCCUUUAGGUUCAUACGUUAUUGUGCAACGCGAAGUCAAAGAAGAAAAGGCUAGAUUAAUGAGAGAAAGUUUGGAAGAGCAAGACAAAGAAAAAGAAAUGGAUGAAGUCAAACUGUUAAGAGAUCUCGAAAGUGAUGAAGACAACGAAGACGUUGAAAUGUCAGACGCUUAG